GAGUAACCCGCAACCACCGCACAUUAGGUACCGAGAGGGCAGGCAAGAACCGAGCAAAUCAGGGCAGCAGGUGCCUGCUGCCAAGUCUUGGUCUUGGUCUUGGUGCGCUGUGUAAAGACGACUCAGCGAUGGAGGGGUCGACGGCGACCGAGGGUCAUGUGGUCGGGAUCCCGGUGAGCACAAGGGCUUAUGGCAUCGAGGAACCCGACUUCUCGGUAGAAGAGACGACGCCCGACCGUGGAGAGUUCCCGAGCUCCUUCCAGUACUACAGCCAUGAUGCUGCCAGUUCGACGACGACCGCCGCCGAUCGGCCGACGAGCAAUCAACAAGCCACUAGGAAGGGAGACAAGAUCGUCCGGGGCAUCAAAGAACAUGUGACCCUGGGACCGAAGCUCUCCGACACGGUGAAGGGGAAGCUCUCGCUGGGCGCGAAGAUCCUCCGGGCCGGCGGCAGCGUGGAGAAGCUGUUCCGGCAGUGGUUCUCGGCGGACAAGGACGAGAAGCUGCUGCGGGCGUCGCAGUGCCACCUGUGGACGACGGCGGGGCCCAUCGCCGGCGUGCUGUUCGUGUCGACGGCGCGGGUGGCCUUCCGCAGCGACCGGUCGCUGUCGCUGGCGGUGUCCACCCCGCGCGGCGACUGCAGCUUCCGCGCGCCGUACAAGGUGGCCGUCCCGCUGCGGAAGGUCGGGGCGGUGCGGCCCAGCGAGAACAGGCACCGGCCGGAGCAGAGGUACGUGCGGCUCGCCACCACCGACGGCUUCGAGUUCUGGUUCAUGGGCUUCGUCAGCUACAACAAGUCGCUGCAGCACCUGGAGCGGGCCGUUGCGUGCGCGCGGCAGGCGCGGUGACGGUGUGCUAGUUCUGGGCCGGCUCUGUAUGUGUAGGCUGCAGCUGCAACAUGUCGUUGUACAUCUGGGCGAUCGGUUGCCCUGGUAAGCAGGUUGGUCAUAGACUCACAGGCGACCGGUCAGGCAUGUGGUCUUUUGGGGUUGGGCAAGAAAUUCACCAUGAAUUUGAAAUAGAGAGUGCUGGUGUAGUGGUGUGACAAUGGCGAAACCGCCAUCAAUAUCCAUUCUUUUCUCAAGC
Messenger RNA from Zea mays, 1086 nucleotides. RefSeq names its product Putative GEM-like protein 8. The transcript has 3 exons. Lineage: Eukaryota; Viridiplantae; Streptophyta; Magnoliopsida; Poales; Poaceae. The coding region runs from base 129 to 848 and encodes 239 amino acids. The record is from RefSeq and is marked predicted.